GUCAUUUUUUUGUGUAACACAUUCAAGAACCGCCAGUGUACGCAACGAAUUCCGCCGACAAGAGUUAAUCCGUUAUCGACGCGUUUCCAUUACGUUUCCCGGGUGAACAGAACUUUUUGUUUGAUAGUCGCGUGACAUUCGAACCGUUUCGUCAGAGAACAGUUUCGAGGAUUCUGUAAAAAUGGAUAGCCCAUUGCCGCAUAUUUUGGAGAGCGCGGAUUGCGACGGCCCAGGGAAACCGAAAGACAGGUUAGUUAGUCUUCUAGAUCAGAUCGAGGUUCACGUAGAACAAUUACGAAAAGAUGCCUCACGGCUCGAAGAAGAGAAAGACACACUCCUGACCACCUUGGACACGCUUAAAAAUAAUGAAAUCCUGACGGGAUUAGAAGACACUGACAGGGAUGAUGUGUUAAGGUACGCUGAGAGAUUAUCUGUGCGAUGUUUAACUGUUGAUGUUCUGGUAAAAAUUCAACGUGACCACAUUCAACAAGAAGCAUUGCAUCAGGUAAACAGUCUGAUUGAUAAUCUAAUAAUUGGUCUUCGAGAUGAUCCAGCUGUGACUAGACAACGUUGUGCAUCCUUCGUGAAUGCUUGCACCUCGCAUGGGUAUGGUCAAUCAGAUAAAAUAUUUGAAACUGCAAUUCUUGGAUGUACCAUGGAUGACCAGAAAAGAAUUAAGAAGAGGUUGCAGGGCUUAUUGGAUUACAUUGAUAAGAUGCGCAACAAUUCAAUUACUUUGUUCCACAGGAGCUACGAGGAAAAUAAAAGCUAAUUAAACCAGGGUGCUUGAUGAUAAUUCAAUGGUGAUGUUUUAUGGUAAAUAUAGAGAAAGCUGUUACUUAUAAUGCAUAACUGUUACCAUCUCUGCAUAUAUCAUGAUUUUCUACAAUACGGCCAUUGUAGAACUAAGUUUCUGUGAGGUUUGAGAAAGACAAAACCAUAAUAAUACUUCACAGAUAUUCUUCUGUUUGUUUAAAAAAUUUGGUGAAGUUUCCAGAAUGAAUACUUAUAAUAUAAUUUGAGAAACUAUGGCGAGUCAACAGCGUUCUUAGAAUAUAUAUUUGAAGUAAAACAAACUUGAUGCAGUAUUCGUGUCUAGGGCACAGUAUUUUUU
Messenger RNA from Dufourea novaeangliae, 1114 nucleotides. Its product is annotated as BAG family molecular chaperone regulator 2. Lineage: Eukaryota; Metazoa; Arthropoda; Insecta; Hymenoptera; Halictidae. The record is from RefSeq and is a predicted model, not a curated record. Gene Ontology annotation, molecular function: adenyl-nucleotide exchange factor activity; protein-folding chaperone binding. Gene Ontology annotation, biological process: protein stabilization. The transcript is spliced from 4 exons. The coding region runs from base 182 to 772 and encodes 196 amino acids.